UUUGGGAUUUACCCAACUUUGUCAUUAUUAAAAAAUCACAAAAAACAAGUUUUAUAUUAAAUAAAACGACAGGAGUGAUACAGGUUGGCUACCUUGCUUCAACAGUCGUACCAACCCAAACAAGUUAAGUCGCAAAUAACGCUUUUCCUCACUUUUUAUCGCAAACUACUCAUUGAUGUUAAUAAGACGUCUCGUGGGUCUAAACCGGAUUAAAAAUUACACUACAGGGCCCCAAAUGUCGGUCAAAGACAUCGUCAAGACUCUCCAGUCGUUUGCCCCCUUAAAUCUUGCCGAAAAUUGGGACAAUGUGGGCCUCCUCGUCGACCCAAUGACCGACAAACAUGUCAAAACAAUUCUAUUAACAAAUGACCUCACCGAGGAUGUGGUCAAUGAAGCUAAAAAUUUCCAAGCAGGGCUCAUUAUCUCAUACCACCCUAAUAUAUUCCAAGGCCUUAAAACAGUCUCCGAUAAGACUUGGAAAGAACGAAUCGUAAUUCAGUGUAUAAAACACGAAAUUGCGGUUUUUUCGCCCCAUACCACGUGGGAUUGCAUCGAAGGGGGCGUUAACGAUUGGCUCGCCUCAGCUUUCGAUUACAAAUCGAUUGAACCAAUCAAACCGUUGGAAAACCCGAGACAAGGGGCAGGGCGUAUUCUUACACUAGCCACGCCCAUUACACUAGAAAAUGCCGUCACAAAUGUCAAAAAACAUGUCGGAGUGAGGAAUCUCAGACUGGCAUUGGCUAGAAACAAGACUUUGUAUUCGAAAAUUGAAACUGUGGGGCUGUGUGCCGGCUCAGGGGCUUCAGUUUUAAGGGGGCUUAACGCCGAUUUGUACCUAACUGGUGAAAUGUCGCAUCAUGAAGUCCUAGAUGCCACCCAAAAUGGGGUACAUGUCAUUCUAACCGAACAUAGUAAUUCCGAACGGGGGUUUUUGGGGCGUUUCCAGAGACACUUAAUCGAUAUUUUCCAAAAUUCGGUCAAUGUUAUCGUUUCUAGUGUUGAUAGGGAUCCCCUAAUUGUAGUUUGAGGUGGCUUUGGAAUAAAAAUGUCGUUUCAAAUGUUUUAUAUUGACCAA
Molecule: messenger RNA, 1075 nt
Organism: Tribolium madens (black flour beetle)
Lineage: Eukaryota; Metazoa; Arthropoda; Insecta; Coleoptera; Tenebrionidae
Product: NIF3-like protein 1
Exons: 4
Coding region: 176-1027 (283 amino acids)
Cellular component (GO): cytoplasm; mitochondrion
Source: RefSeq, a predicted model, not a curated record